UCCCCACUCCUCUCUCAUCUCUCCCUCCUCUCGCUGCUUUCACUUCCCCAUGUUUUCACACCGUUGAACACACCAAGUGUUAGCUGCUACUUGUGGGCUUCAGCAGACAGCACGCCAAGGCAUCAGUGCAUCCACGGCUACAGAAACCAAGCAGAAUAAAUCAAUUCAAAAAACACCAAAACCCUACACAGCACAGCAGCACACGGAUUAAGAUAUACAGCCAUGAAAACGAGACUUGGUUGUCUAUCCAACAAAUCGGACUCAUGCAGCGACUUUUCAGAAUUUUUCCCACCUGGACCAGAAAGAUCCAUGCGAUACCUGAAGUUAUCCACAGAUGAAGUGUCCAGAUGGGCUGAUUCGUUUGACGUUCUCCUGUCAAACAAGUAUGGUUUUGCGGCAUUUAGAGCAUUCCUUAAAACGGAGUUCAGUGACGAGAACAUUGAGUUCUGGUUAGCUUGUGAAGACUACAAAAAGAUCAAAUCCCCUGCAAAGCUGAUGUCAAAAGCCAACAAGAUCUACAAGGAAUUUAUUGAUGUUCAGGCACCAAAGGAGGUUAACAUAGACUUCAGGACCAGGGAAGAGACCAGACUGAAACUUCUGGAACCAACAACCUCCAGUCUCAAUGAGAUCCAAACCAAGGUCUACAGCCUCAUGGAGAAAGACUCCUACCCUAGGUUUCUUCGAUCAAAGAUCUAUCAAGAGAUCGUGAACAGGACACAGAUGCACUGUCAGAGGAAGUCAGUUUAAAGAGGAAUCUCUAUGUUGUUUUGCUUGUGUGGUGAAAACCUAUAGAGAUAUUAGAGCAGACCUUUACUGUUAUACAUAUUGAGUUUGACUGAAUAUGCAUCGUAGAACUGUGAAGCUUGUUUGCACUUGUAUAGAGUAUAUAUUACCUGUUACUGUGCUCCCACGUGAAGUGACCUCCUCCCUAAGACUAUCACAGAUGAAUUUAUGUGUGUAAAAGCAUGUGAAUUAAAGUUUUGGGGUAUAGCAAUUCAAAAUCAAUACAGAUUUGUGAUUUCCUAGGUUUUAUUUUUCACCUUUUUGUGUUUUAAUUGAAGAAAAAAAAAGAGAGCUGAGUUGUGUCAGUUGUCUUGUAAAUAAUAAUAAUAAUAAUAAUAAUAAUAAUAAUAAUAAUAAUAAUAA
This is a messenger RNA of Hemibagrus wyckioides, 1146 nucleotides long. RefSeq names its product regulator of G protein signaling 8 (gene rgs8). The transcript is spliced from 5 exons. The record is from RefSeq and is a predicted model, not a curated record. Lineage: Eukaryota; Metazoa; Chordata; Actinopteri; Siluriformes; Bagridae. Bases 223 to 747 code for a protein of 174 amino acids.